This is a messenger RNA of Quercus lobata, 1603 nucleotides long. RefSeq names its product ATP-dependent caseinolytic (Clp) protease/crotonase family protein. The coding region runs from base 345 to 1502 and encodes 385 amino acids. NCBI's taxonomy places the organism in Eukaryota, Viridiplantae, Streptophyta, Magnoliopsida, Fagales, Fagaceae. The record is from RefSeq and is a predicted model, not a curated record. The transcript is spliced from 16 exons. Gene Ontology annotation, molecular function: 3-hydroxyisobutyryl-CoA hydrolase activity. Gene Ontology annotation, biological process: L-valine catabolic process.
UCCCCCUCAAAAUGAAAAACAAUAUUAAUCAUUUUUAAAAAGGUUGGAGAGUUUGGUGACAAUCACACCCAAAACUACUCCCACACACAAAAUGUGAAGACGAAUGGUGGUAAGUGGUAGGUAAAUGAAAGCCCCAUGAUUAAGAAUGGGGAGAGACUUUAAAGCACAUGAAGUAGCUACCAACCAACCAGACAACCUCAGGAAUUACUCCACUACUGUUCUUCUUUCUCUUCUUAUAAAUCCACUUCUUCUGGGCAUUCUGUUUUUGGGUUCUCUUGUAUUAAAACUAAGACUCUCCUGCUCUUUUUAUUGGCGUCGAAUCCAAAAUUCAAUCAAUCAAUCAAAUGGCACAAGAAGUUGUAAUUCCAAAUGAGGAGGUUGUUCUUGGAGAAGAACUAGACCAUGUAAGGUUGAUCACCUUAAACCGGCCUCGUCAAUUAAAUGUCAUCUCAUCUAAAGUGGUUUCUCUGCUAGCAGAUUACUUGGAAAGAUGGGAGAAGGACAACAAAGCAGAGCUUAUAAUAAUCAAGGGUGCUGGCCGAGCUUUUUCUGCUGGUGGAGAUUUGAAAAUGUUCUAUGAUGGAAGAAAGUCAAAGGACUCCUGCCUUGAAGUGGUCUAUAGAAUGUAUUGGCUUUGUUAUCACAUUCAUACCUAUAAGAAAACCCAGGUUGCUCUUGUGCAUGGCAUUUCAAUGGGUGGAGGUGCAUCUUUGAUGGCCCCAAUGAAGUUCUCAGUUGUCACUGAAAAAACUGUAUUUUCCACUCCAGAAGCAAGUAUUGGGUUUCACACUGACUGUGGCUUCUCAUACAUUCAUUCUCAUCUCCCUGGGCAUUUGGGGGAAUACUUGGCCUUAACAGGAGCUAGGCUGAAUGGUAAGGAAUUGGUGGCAGCUGGACUGGCAACCCAUUUUGUCCCUUCCGAGAAACUGCCUGAGCUAGAGAAGCGUCUGAUAAGCUUGAACUCUGGUGACAAGAAUGCAGUCAAAUCUGCAAUUGAAGAAUUCUCAGUGGAAGUUCAACUUGAUGAAGAUAGUGUACUGAACAAGAAGUCAAUAAUUGAUGAGUGCUUUUCCAAGGAUAGUGUGGCAGAGAUAAUAAAAUCAUUUGAAGCUGAGGCAAGCAAAGAGGGAAAUGGAUGGAUAGGUGCAGUUCUUAAGGGGUUAAAAAGAUCAUCUCCUACUGGAUUGAAAAUAACACUAAGAUCGAUUCGUGACGGAAGGAAGCAAACACUGCCUGAAAGUCUGAAAAAGGAAUUUAGAUUAACAAUGAAUAUACUACGAGCCUCAAUCUCUGAGGAUGUCUAUGAGGGUAUAAGAGCUCUCACCAUUGACAAGGAUAAUGCUCCAAAGUGGGACCCACCGUCUCUGGACCAAGUUGAAGACGAGAAAGUAGACCUGGUAUUUCAGCCAUUCAAAGAGGAUUUAGAGGUCCUGAUUCCAGAAAAGGAAGAAAGCAGGUGGCAUGGUAAAUAUGAGACUACACCCUAUGCAACUUCAAAGUAGAUGGCAUAAGCAAAACAAAUUUCUGGUCUGCAGCUGUUUGUUUUAGGAACUGUUGUUGGUGUAGGCACAAGGUACAAAGCCCCAAUUAUACGCAUGUAUGG